Molecule: messenger RNA, 1101 nt
Organism: Haemonchus placei
Lineage: Eukaryota; Metazoa; Nematoda; Chromadorea; Rhabditida; Trichostrongylidae
Source: the annotation of a GenBank genome assembly
AUGAGGGAAAUAGUGAUGCUGGGCACGAGCCCACGAACGCAACGCUCCGCGUCAAGUGUCCAGCUUCCUGCGGAUUACACAACGCAAGCCUCAACAGUACCCAUAUUUCAUUAUCGUACCAAAGAUUUUAUUGUCGAUCUCCGAAAACCAAUCGAAUCGUCGUCGAGUAAAGGUCAACCUGAGCGAGCUGACCUGAAAGAACUUCUCCAUUCACGAUGGCAAGAGGCAAAAUCACGCAACGCAUUCAAUUAUGGCCUAAAUUGUAUGUACAAAUUAUUGGAAGGUCAAUACAAUCUUUCGAUGCAGUAUCGACAAGUUUGGCGUCCUUUCAGGCUAGACAUGGAAGCUAUUGGUUUUGCUCACGAAUGGCUCGGUUACGGUAUCAUUACUGUUGAUCAACUAAACGUCGAACGUGGAGAGUUACGGCGGAAACCAAUGCGAUUCAAGCACAUUAGAGAACCAUUCAAUCCUUUACGAUGGAAUUUCACCAAACUUAACGAGAAUGAGAUAAUGUUGUAUUUACGAUGUGAAGACCGUCCCAUCACUUCUGAUCCGCUUGACAGGCAUGUGAUAGCAGUGAAUGCAAGUCCCUUGGAAAGGGAUCAUAGUCUGAUUAUUCCGUCCAUCAACAAAUGCCUUCCACAGGUCCUCACAAAAACAGCUAUCCGACUGGCUACUGAUAUUAUGCUACUUGUUGCGGAUGAUUCAUUCAAUAUACUUUUUAAUAGUUUACUUGGACAAGCUUCAGUUAAUCAUCUACAUAUGCAUUGUUUAUACUGGCCAUAUGAAAGCGAUCUGAUCAAUAGGCGAUUUGAGCAUCUGAAUGAUCUCGCUAACGUUUACAUCAUUGAGCCACCGAAUUGGCUUUGUAGUGCCAUAGCGUUUCAGCUCACCAGUCUUGAAGAAUACGAUACGUUUCGAAGUAAUCUGACACGCUGUGUCGAAUUUCUAACGGAACAAAACCAGGCGCACAAUGUGUUCAUUACUCGAGCACAACCCAUUCGUACCAAUGGUCCCGUACAAGAAGAAGAUCGUGCCCGUAUACGACCACAAUUGGUUACCGCUUACGUAUUCCCACGGGUAAAUGCCAGCGGUAAGUAA